UGGAGCGACUGCGCCCGAGGAGGAAAGUACGGCUGUAACGCUCAUAUCUUUGUUGUUCUCUAACGGUCUGUGAAUCCACUGUCCGAUUAAGAGACGGCAACUUUAGACUGUUCACAGAGAAGUGAGGGCAAUAAAAGGUGCAAAAUAGCCUGCCUUUGUUUUGUGUUGCCAUGGACAAGGCUUGGCGGGUGGAGUUUAGAAACGUGGGCUGCAGUUACUUCCCUCAGAGCAGAGUCGAUUGCCACUACACACUGAGCUCUUGGCACAACUGGGCCAGCAAUGACUGGAUAGGGCUCUUCAAGGUGGGAUGGUCAUCGAUUAAGGACUACCACACAUUUGUUUGGGCACUAGCCCCAGCUGACUACCAAGAGGGCACCGAUGUCAACUGCUGUGUGCACUUCCAGGCCUCCUACCUACCCAAGCCCAGCUCCCAAGAGUAUGAGUUUGUGUACAUCGAUGCCAAGGGGGAAGUGUGCUCCCGCAGUUGCAAAUUUACUUUCUGUGCACCAAAACCACUUGAGGAUCUGGUGACUCUUGAGGAAGAGCCCCAUGAAGAGGAAGGAGGCACAGGCAUGCUGCUGGUGGUACCCAGGGCUGAACUGCUGCAGAGUCGACUGCAGGAAUGUCUGCGAGAGCGGGCCGAACUGCUGCAGGUGCAGGAGGCAGCAAACAGACAAAGGGAGAAAGAGAAGGAGGAGUACAAGAGGGCAAGGGAGGCCUGGGACAGACGACGCAAAGAGCUGGAAAGUGAUAUCUCCAGGCUGCAAGAAGAGCUGGAGCAGAGUCGAGAGAAGAUAAAGGAGCUAGAGAGGAAGCAGAAGGAGGAGCAGGCUUUAGGAGAAUCACUUGCCCAGGAGAAAAGUGCUUUAUUGGAUGCAAGGGAGGUGAGCGAAGUGCAAAUCAAAGAGCUGGAGGAGGACAUCAAAAUCCUGACGCUGAGAACUGUGGAAAGAGAGACAGAGUUGGAAAGGAUGAAGGAAAGAGCAAAGAGGGCAGGAGCUCAGAGGAAAGAAGAGGAGAAUGAGAGAAAGAGCCUGCAGGCCAAGCUGGAACAGACUGAAGGUGAACUCAGAAGUCUUUCCAAGGAGUUCCAGGGUCUGAGGAACUCACUGGCCCAAAGAGACACCAGUGUCCUUCAGCUCCAAAACACCAUCACCACCCUCACCCAGAAACUCACCACUGCCCACAGGAAAGAGGCGGAGAGCGAGGCGGUACUGAAGGAGAUGCGGAGCCUGCGUGAGCGUUUGAAUUCUAGUGAGCGUGUUGCAGAGGGCUUGAAGAGCGAUCUAAGUGCCAUGGUAACCCAGAGGGAUCACGGGCAAGCUGAACUGCAUCAGGCCCGUCUGCAGGCUGCUCAACUCACCCUUCAGCUUGCAGAUUCCAGUCUGGCCCUGAGAGAGGGAAGAGCCCACUGGGCCCAGGAAAGGCAGAAUCUGCAGCGCUCUGCUGAGAAGGACCACGAGCAUCUGGAGAAACUCAAUGCAGAGAUGCAGAGGAUGGAGGAGAGGCUGCAGGAGGAGAGGAUGGAGAGAGUGAAGUUGGAGGUUGAGCUUGGAAGAGAAAAGGAUUGCAACCGGGUUCAGCUGAGUGAAACCCGCAGGGAGCUCCAGGAGCUGAAGGCCAGCCUGAGGGUUGCCCAAAAAGAAAAGGAGCAGCUAAUUGCAGAGAAGCAGGAGUUGAUGGAGUACAUCUGUCAGCUGGAGCAGAAGAUGGGAACAGCAGCCGGUGCCAAGUGGGGCGCUGCCCCGAACGCCUCUACAGGGCGGCCUGCCAGCGUGUUAUCGGACUCUGAGGACGAAAACCCAGAGGCCUUGCAGCCCCUCCGUCCUCCAAGACCUCUGGGACACUACAGCUUGUGUGAGCAGGGCCAGCCUGACUCCUUGCUCCUUGCCACCCCUCCUCCUUCCCCAAGGGAGAUGGAGAGGAGCGCGGUGGUCAUCAACCAGCCAGCCCCACUCACCUCACCACACCAGGCCGGUGCUGACACUCUCACGCACAGCUCUGAUUCGGAGGAGGAAUCUGAUCCACUUCAGUGUGGAAGGCACAGCUCUGGAGAGGAAACGGCACUUUUGCUACCUGAGCACACGGACGCUGUUCUCAGUGAUCUGGCCGACACCUCGCUAUGGUAACCAGUGGACAGCCCGGCCACGGCCACAACGGGGGGAUCAAAGAGAGGAGAGGGGGGGACUUAGUGUGGUUCCACAUUACUUCCGCUAACAAGCACAUAUACAGCUCACUCACUACACAGACAGAAUAUUAAUAUGCAAUCUACAUUGUAUCUGCCGUGAACCUUGGUUUUUCCCUCCUAGACUGUUGUGUUAUUGCCCUUACUAUUUUGUUGUUAGGAAUGACAUGAUGCUUGUGGCGGCAGGUCAACACCAAGUUUAUGACUGACAUAAGACUGUUGCGUAGUUCGAAACGACGGGCUUUCAGGCGUGGGCUACGGCAUUCGAGAGUUCGCGGGCUGUAGCAGAAUGAUUUCUGUUGAAUCAUUGCUAUGUCGAGAGCUUUACGAUGGAUGCUAUGUCGUUUUUAUGACAUUUGUGAUUAGGAGUCAUGACAGCCACUGUAAUUAUGAUGUUUUGUGCAGGCCCAGCUCCACUGAAAAUCAUGGCAAAACUCUCUUCCAGCAUUAAAUUCUCCACAGCAGCUUCGAACACUAUUCAUGGCAGCGUAAUGUAAUGAUACAGCAUCAUGCUAGAAAUAUAUUGCGGUAAUGUAGGUCUAUGACAUCAUAUUUCUCCUCCAUUUACUCAGAGCUAAGAUUUGAUAUGCACUUUCUUGUACGCAUUAGCAGUUGAUUGUCGUGCCGUUGCAGUUCAGGAGAUUUAGUGAUGCAGAGACGCCCCAAGAUGGACGAGCGCUUGAAACAGAGAGCUUACUGAACAGAUUGUGUUUAAAGUCUAUCGAGAUAGAUGCCAGAUGCAACUUUCUACUUCAGCAACUUCAUAUCGUCAUUAUUAUAAAAUUAAUGCUCAUAAGCUUUUCACUGUAGAUCAGCUGCAGUUUUUACUCGUUAAUGAGCGAUCCUGGAUUUUACAUUUCAUAGUUAUUGAAAUGAAAUGCUAAUUUACUAGCUUGUCAUUUGGAUAUUUAGCAUCAGUCUUUACUACAGUUUAUAUAUUGUACAGAAAUCUUAAUUCACAGUCAUGCAGUUCUAAAUUUGUGCCUAAAAUAAUGAAAUAAGAGUCAAAGUAAAUCCUCUCUAUAGAUCUUAACAUCAUGACAUGGUGUUAGUAUUUUCCCCCAGCCCUAUGGCAAUGUACUGCCUACUAAAAAUUGCUUACUACCUUUUAAUCAAUACUGUAUGCAUUUUUCAUGAUUUUCUAUUUAUAAUUAACUUGAGUUAUGCUGCAAUGAAACUAUAUUCAGGUUUAGUUUGAAAUAGACGUUCGGAUUUCACACACAACUCUUUGUGCAAUGUGUGACAAAGUUUUCCAUGCUUGGCUAAGAAAAUUUGCUAGACACUUUGAUGCUUGAUUCUAUCUGCUGUAUUUGCACCCUAUUUUUACUAUAGAUAAGAGUUUUUAGCUGAAACCUUGAUAUAUGGAUACUUUAACAAUGUCAGUUGUGUCUUUUCACCAUUAUCUUAAUCAUUACCAUUGUGUGUUGUGUUUACGCAUAUUUUUACUGUGUUUUUAUUUUCUGCUUUCAAAUACUCACUUUGAGUCGAUAAAGAUUUAAUAUUUGAGUUUUCAUUGUUGCAAGAUUCUGGUGCUAAUGAAAGGGAAUGAUACCAGCAUGCGGGGUUUAAGGCAGAGGGUGAAAAUCUGCAAAAGAAAGGGAUUUUAAUGUUUAAACAGCUUCAGCAGGAACGGGAUUAUUAAGGUAGAAAGGGAUACGAGUCUGUCCAACCUCUCAUUUACUUUGUGCCACUAGGUAUUCUGGUGUUGCCGUACAUGUUGAUUCUCCAUGUAUAGAGUGUUUUGAGGUGUCUGGUAUUCUUUCCCAGAAAAUAGCACACUACAUGUAUUCUCCAUAGUCCUUGUUUGUGGUUGUAUUUGGACUUUAUGUCUUAGGGAAGUUUUUUUUUUUUUCUUGUUCCACUGAGAGCUCCAAUACAAGUGCUCCUCGUCGGGGCACUGUCUCACAUUGCAAUAAAGCUCCAGCGGUUAUGGUUUGUUUUGAAGUUUUGUGUGUGAAGGUUAUCCCACAUGUACACCACCGUGUAUUUUCUUAUCAGUCAUGUAACAGGGUUUGGGUGGGUUCUGUAUAAUAAAAUGGU
Molecule: messenger RNA, 4225 nt
Organism: Toxotes jaculatrix (banded archerfish)
Lineage: Eukaryota; Metazoa; Chordata; Actinopteri; Toxotidae
Gene: calcoco1a
Product: calcium binding and coiled-coil domain 1a
Exons: 15
Coding region: 171-2129 (652 amino acids)
Source: RefSeq, a predicted model, not a curated record